Messenger RNA from Pecten maximus, 3230 nucleotides. RefSeq lists its product as uncharacterized. The transcript has 6 exons. The record is from RefSeq and is a predicted model, not a curated record. Lineage: Eukaryota; Metazoa; Mollusca; Bivalvia; Pectinida; Pectinidae. Bases 256 to 2250 code for a protein of 664 amino acids.
AUCAACGAGGACAUCCAUCACAGGUAUUGCUCAGGUAACACACAACGUUAGUGCUAUCCCGAGGUAGAGAGCAUCAGUACGGCAGACAGGAUGGAUGUACAAAGUGUACCUUAAUAUUCCAAACUUUCGGACAGUUUCUCGUUUUCUUUAAUGUAAAUAUGUGAUUUCUACUUUGGUUGUAUACUGUUAAAGAGGGGUCAGGCGUAUGUGAUACACAAACCAAAACACGCCAGUAGUCGUGGUCGCAUCGGCAAUAUGGUGAUGGACACGCCUGCUCCAGAUAUCUCCUCAAGCGGAACCAGUAUCGCUAACCAGGAAACUAUCUCCAACUUGGCACACUCGCAGACGACAGGAGAGGAUUUAGGUUUAUCAAAGAAGGCGGCAAAAAAGGCCAAAAAGAAAGCAAAAAAGAAAGCCGAAAAGAUAGAAAGUAAAAAAGACAAGAAAAAAUACAGAAAUGAAUUCAACAAAAUCGUCAAAAAGUUGGUUGAAGACGGUCACGUGAAUGGAGGGGAAAGUGUAGUCGGAGACGUGACCCCCGGGCAGAUAAAUGAGCCCGAGUCGAGCACGGUCAUCUGGUCCCCGGCCCUCGCGCAGCAAAAUAACGCAACGAUGGGAAUCGAGGACAGUGAACACAUGCAUGACUUGCUGCAUUCAUUUUUAUUUGGCAAUGGGGACGACGAUUCCGGUCCCCCACUGAUGAACCUGGGGGAAAACCCUCAACGUAUCCCACACAGUGACAUGAUAUCGGGAACAGAUUCUAACUAUUUCUCUGGAAGGGAAACGUCUGGAAAUCACACGAGCAUGUUAUUAAAUAUUGCUGAAACCACAACAGCGAUUGUUGAUUCUGGACAAACACCAGAGAGUGUUGCUUUAAACAAUAUUCCAUCCGGAACUCCUCCCGCUCUCUUGGGACAAGAUCCCGAGGGUGACGAUGAUGAUCCCCACCCCACGGCCAAGGAGAGUGGUAUGGCCGGGGGUGUGGAUUCCACUGUCAAGGAGAGUGACAUGGCUGGAGUUGUGGAUUCUACUAUUAAAGAAAGUGGAAUGGCUGGGGAAGUGGAUUUUACUUUUAAGGAAAGUGAAAUGGUCGGGAAUGUGGUUUCUACUAUCAAGACUGUUAACCCGGCGAGUUCCCCGGGGGCUGGAGAGGGUCCCAAACAAAGUAUUACGAUACAUGUUCACCAUCCGCCCGACAGAAACAAAACACUAUCUCUAAAAAGGAAGUGGAAGAAGAGUUGCAAGAGAGAUUAUUAUAACCUACCCCAGGGACGUCAGUGUUGUCUCCGGGCCGUCCGCUGUUUCGACCACCUACCAGAGAUAUUGGAUGAGAUUGAAAACUAUGACGACACACAAACCAAUCGGUUGUUGGUCUGCAGCCACGUUCGGAGUUCCCUUACCUGCAUGAGUUCUACCCUGAAACAGAAACAGUGCCGAAGUACUGCCAAGGCCAUCAAUGAAAAAUUUAAACCACAACUUUCCACCAUUAACAAUUUUUUCGACCCAAAAUGCAUCAAUACAGGACAGAAGACGACGACGACGACGACGACCUUGGCGCCACAGGGUGAAGGUCAGACAGGGUCUGGUAGUGAUAGUCACAUGAACGCUGGUAUCAUUGGGGCAAGUGUGGGCGGUUUUAUCCUCAUAGGCUUGAUCCUUUUGAUAAUUCUCUUCGUCAGACGGAAAAUGCCGAAACGAGGACAAUCAAAGAAGAAGACAUCUCGCGACAACGACGUGAACAAUAAACGUGAAUCGUCUCGCUACCAAGACAUGGAGUUUAACCGCGUCCAGAGGCAGCAUUCUGACGUGUAUGCGGAAAUUGACGAGCGUUCGAUGCAUUCAUUUCGAAACCCAGAAAUGAACGGUUACCUUGACCCAGACGGAGUCCGACCUCUACCAUCAGCUCCUCCGGAUGGAACAGUUCCGGAAGAUCAACACGGCUACCUGACUCCACAGAUCCGGAAGGAUAGUGCUGCACCUGUAGUCGAGGAGGCGACGGGUGGAUAUACCGUGCUACAGAGCGCCGAGGAUGGAACAGUGUCCUAUACAACUCUCAAACCUACCGAAACGGACGACGAUGCUGACUAUAUUUCUCCGGACGAGGACGCUGCAUCACCAAAGCGGCGAAGUGUACCAGGGUCCCAAGGCAACACGACUAAGCCGACACCAAAGCCAAGACAACCUUCCACGGGAGAGGAGCCGUACCACGCGUACUUUAUACUGGAGAAGGAAAACAUCGAGCACGUGUGAACUUUUUUUUCUGAUUGAUUAAAGCACCCGUAAACCUUUCCUGAUGUAUGGAUUAAAGCCAAUGUAAACGUUCUUAAUUAGCGAAUUAAAGCAUGUGUAAACUUUCCUGAUGGAUUCAUCAACGCUCGUGUAAACGUUUUGUAUUUUGUGAAUAAAAGCACGUGUAAACAUUCUUUAUGGGUGAAUUUAAAAACGUGUAAACAUUCCUUUGUAUAAUUCUAAUCACAUGUAAGCUUUCUUUUUUGUGUGAAUGAAAGCACGUGUAAGCUAUACUUAUGGAUGAACCAACGCACGUGUAAACCUUUCUGUGGAUGCCAUGGAAAAACAAGCGCAACCCUUAACGGCGGAUGACUGAAAUCACGUGUAAGCUAUUGUGUUCGUUUAGUCUUAGUAAGAGUUCUUCAAACAUGCGAAAACAGGACUAAUUUGUAUGUGUAUGUUGACUUUUAACGGAUGACACGUGUAAAGUAAGUUAGACGACGUAAAACACGUGAAAACUAUUGUGUGUCGUUUUGAAUACAUUUAUCCAAAAUGAAGCACUUCAUUAAUCCACGAUGGCUGACUCUGAGCACGGUACAACUGUUUGGAUGGAUUCACCUUAAUGGAGAAGUCCAAGCAUGCACGAGUGAAUGCAUUCACCAUUAAUUCAGCUUGGCGGAUGAUUUCGAGCACACGUAAUUUACUUGUAUUUUUCCUGUCUGUAUUACUUCGUGUACGUGUUGAAUUAUAAUGACAAGCACGUGUACUUAAUUAUAGAACAAUGACAACUAGGAAAACGUUACAUCCGGGCCUCCAAGCUGUGUUCUUGCCCGCCUAUUCCAUAGGAUAGCUCCAUUCUAUGACAGCAAUAUUGUAUUGAUUGUUGAUAAAACAGGGUUGCAUGUAUAAAACUAAUGAUUUAUUCAAGAGACGUUUUUUUCAAGUCAAAGAACUAACAGUUUUCGUAUUUUUUUUUAUAAUAAAAAGAGACAAAAACAAAA